Daphnia pulicaria is the source of this 860-nucleotide messenger RNA. RefSeq names its product BPTI/Kunitz domain-containing protein-like. Bases 141 to 662 code for a protein of 173 amino acids. The transcript is spliced from 4 exons. The record is from RefSeq and is a predicted model, not a curated record. Lineage: Eukaryota; Metazoa; Arthropoda; Branchiopoda; Diplostraca; Daphniidae. Gene Ontology annotation, molecular function: serine-type endopeptidase inhibitor activity.
UCUGAUUGAAAACUCGUUUCCAACAAGGACAAUCUCGCCGACAGACUUCUAUAAGUUGGCUGAGCUGGUUCACGACAGUCGAGAGGAAACAACAGCAGCUUUGAUUGAAAUAUUUCCGAUUCGGUGUGCUAAACGUCAUCAUGUUGAAACGAUCUGGCAAAUUGGUGCUCCUUUUCUGCGUGAUUGCCGUCGGUGCCAGGCCACAGCCAAAUCCAAUCGUCAACGAAACGAAUUCUGUUGUCAUACUGACCAAAGGAGAAAUUUGCAGUUUACCUCCUGUUGAUCCCAGUAACAUCAGCUGUUUUGCUUUCAUCCCCUCCUGGACAUUCAAUUCGGCUUUGGGAAGGUGUCAAAGUUUUGUUUACGGAGGAUGUGGAAGAACGGCCAACCUGUUCGACACGCAGAAUGACUGCGAUGCGGCAUGCGGUUCUGAAUCCAACAGCGGUCAACCUAUUUCUAAAUCUGCGUGCUUGAAACCGAAAGUUACCGGACCUUGCCGUGCGGCCAUUCCGAGUUUCUUUUUCGAUGCGACAACCGGAGUCUGUACACCUUUUAACUACGGCGGAUGCGGAGGCAACGACAACAGAUUCACCACGGAGAAAGCUUGUCAAUUGGCUUGCUCCGCGGCAACAAACUCGGAGGAGAAUCAGGAGAAUAACUAGAAAACAGUUAAAUAUUAUGGCAUAGUCUUAUAAAGUAAUUUAAAUUUGUUGUUAGGGGAUUCUGAGUUGCGCCCGAGAAUUUUCGAGAACAAAACAUCCGAACUAUUUCAUAUUUAAUUGUAAUUAAUAGACUGAGUGUUUUGUUGUUUACUUGCACUUCUAAUUGAAAUAAAUACCAUAGCGAUGCGGAAACAUCAA